AUGAUCAUUCUACCUCUGCUUAAAUUUUUUAUCACUGAGAAGGUAGGCCCUGGAAUUCCGGUUAUAACCAAUAAGGCCAAGGGACUAAUUGGCACUGAUGUCCAAACUGAUAAGCUCAGAGAGGUGGUUUGGGGAUCCACUGAUGGUGAUUCUGAGUGGAAUGAGAACAAUUCGAACCAAGGGAUUGUUUUGUCUGUCGGAUACAUGCCCGGAAAAUUGCAUGACUUGGAGAUUCUUGCUAAUCAGGAACAACAAUUGACUAUGGUUGACCACUUUCUGAUGGAAAUUAUAGAUUUCACCGGCGCUGCUUCAGGUUCUUUAUCCCCAUCUUGUAUCAUAAUGUUUGGGGAUAAAAAUGAGGAUAUGAAUCCCAUUCUUACCAUCCUUGAUCAGGUCAUGGCAGAUGAGACAGCCAUUGUUGGUGAUGCAAGUGCCGCCUUUCUGUGCACUCGAAUGGAUGAAGCGGAAAAUUACAAUAAGGAUGUGUUCUCUUUCGCCGCUGCUGCUCUCGUUUUUGCGAGGGAUCAAUACAAGCCUGAAGACACAGGGGAGACUGAGUUUCAUGUCACAGUGUCGAACGGUAUAAUACCAUUUGGUCCUCAUCUCAAGACGGUUUCAGUUCUGGAGAAGCAUUGUCUUUGUUCAUGGGUUUCUGCCAUAAUGCUAGGAUUCGAAAGUGUCAUUAUCGAUUGCUACGAUGUUUUAAUGGAACUGAAAAGCCAGAUCAAAAAGCCUGAUAUGUACAUUGGGGUCACACAAAGAAGAAACUACUCCAUUUUGGAAAAACCACCAAGCUCCAUAAGAUCCUUGUCCUUUCAUGAAGUUAAGGAUGGAGAGGGAGACUUCAUCCUUGUUGAUGGCAUUGGUAUCAAACCUGGUGAUAUCUUCUUCUUCUACCAUGCAGAUGCUGAAAAUGCCUUGAUCACCAUUGAUCAAGCCUGUCGCAAACUUAAAACUUUGCGUGAAGAUUAUGAGAAAAACGGGCGAGAGGUGUUUGGAGGCUUCAUCUUCUCCUGCGAAAAUCGCGGUGUGUCGUUUUUCAAGAGGCCUGGAGUUGAUAGCAAGCCAUUUGCUAUGAACUUUCCGGGAGUUCCAGUCGCUGGUAUGUUUGGUAAGGGUGGGGAGAUUGGACGUGGUGCUUUGCUUGGUGUUAAGAAAAAUUUACGACGAAAUGGUCCUCGCAGCUGUGUCCAUGCCUACAGCUCUGUUUACUUGGCCAUGUCAUAUGUUCCUCCUCCUGAGGCUCCAAUGAUCAUAGAUGAGUAG
Molecule: messenger RNA, 1266 nt
Organism: Prunus mume (Japanese apricot)
Lineage: Eukaryota; Viridiplantae; Streptophyta; Magnoliopsida; Rosales; Rosaceae
Source: RefSeq, a predicted model, not a curated record